Messenger RNA from Maylandia zebra (zebra mbuna), 2417 nucleotides. It is a transcript of the gene pdlim7, whose product is annotated as PDZ and LIM domain 7. Gene Ontology annotation, biological process: muscle structure development; actin cytoskeleton organization; heart development. Gene Ontology annotation, molecular function: muscle alpha-actinin binding; actin binding. Lineage: Eukaryota; Metazoa; Chordata; Actinopteri; Cichliformes; Cichlidae. Gene Ontology annotation, cellular component: filamentous actin; Z disc; stress fiber. The record is from RefSeq and is a predicted model, not a curated record.
UCUCAGCAGAGUCCUGCUAAAAAGAAUUUGAGGGAAUGAGUUUGCUGCUCACCAGGGGGAUCCACGGCGGCUUCCUGACGUUUGCUUCAAGGAAGUCUGAAAAGUUGCCUGCUUGCCAACCCACUUAUCAAAUUUUUUAAUUAUUUUUAAUCCGGUACACUCGUGAUGUCCGGCGAGCACAGAGAGACACAAGAGGGUAUGAAUACGUACUCUGUAACCCUCAGCGGCUCGCCGCCUUGGGGCUUCAGGCUGCAGGGUGGCAAGGACUUCAACAUGCCUCUCACCGUGUCAAGGCUGACGCCGGGCGGAAAGGCAGCUCAGGCUGCCAUCGAUGUUGGAGACUGGGUGGUGGCGAUCGGUGACGCCAACGCAGAGGAGAUGACCCAUGUGGAGGCACAAAACAAGAUCAGAGAAGCGUCAGGCUCCCUCACCCUCACCCUCAGCAGACCCUCCAAAGCGGGUGGAGACCAGAAGGACUCGCUUGCUACAGCUUCUGUUCCGCCAAAGUACUCCUUUGCCCCGAGCACGACCAUUAACAAGAUGGCGAGGCCAUUUGCAGCAGGUGGUGCUAGUGCCAACUCAGGACCUGCUAUUAAACCUGUGGCCUACUCUCCUAAACUCAACACCCCGUGCUCGCAGGGGCAUGCCAGUACACCCCAGCCACAGAAUGGCCUUGAGCCAACUCCCUCACCUGCCAAGGCCCAAGCAGUAAAUAAACCAGAUGAAUCGACAAGUGCCGCCGCCGCACCAAAGAGUUCUGCUCCUUCCUGCCGACCGCCGUGGGUCUCGGACCCCAAUUUUGCCGACCGCUUUCACCCAGACAAGGUCAGCACCGUCGUGACCCAGCACCAGAAGCCGGCCCAGCCCACGCCUAUGCAGAGCCGCAGUUCCAUCCUGCAGGCUGCACAGCAGGCGCCGGAAGACAGCGGGAGGACCCCCAUAUGUGGUGCCUGCAACAAAAUCAUCAGGGGACGGUACCUGGUGGCACUGGGACGGUCUUGGCACCCGGAAGAGUUUACAUGCUCGCAGUGUAAGGCGGUCCUGGAGGAGGGGGGCUUCUUUGAAGAAAGGGGAGCCGUCUAUUGUACCAAGUGCCACGAUAACCGAUACGCUCCGAACUGUGCCAAGUGCAAAAAGAAGAUCAUAGGGGAAAUCAUGCAUGCACUGAAGAUGACUUACCAUGUUCAGUGUUUCAAGUGUGCAGCCUGCAAGAAUCCUAUCAGGAAUCAAGCCUUUUACAUGGAGGAGGGUGAACCCUACUGUGAGAGAGACUAUGAGAAGAUGUUUGGCACCAAAUGCCAUGGCUGUGACUUCAAGAUUGAUGCCGGGGAUCGGUUUCUGGAGGCCUUGGGCUACAGCUGGCACGAUACGUGCUUCGUCUGUGCUCUCUGCCAAAUCAACCUGGAGGGGAAGACGUUCUACUCGAAGAAGGAUAAGCCCCUGUGCAAAGGCCAUGCUUUUGCUCCAGUGUGAGAGAGCGAGGCGCAUCUUCAGAAGAAGGAGCACUGCUCUCUCCCUUCUCUUUACCCCCUGACACUUCCGUAGACGCACCACAUCCCUUCUUGCCACACACCUUGUUAAACUAAGUCCUUUCUCUCUGUGCUGCAGACUUUUUGUUCUCGAGGCUUAAUGCUGGCUGCACGUACCGUCACUUUACUCUGCUGUUAGGAGACUUCUGAUGGCACUGCCUCUAAUGCCAAAUGCUGUGUUGCAUAACUGGAAGGAGUCGAGGAAUUAUGUCACGCCAUCGGUAACUUUUUGACUUCCAAGUUGUUUUUAGGUCAUGAAAAAAAUGUCACCGCAGGUCACGUCGAUUUGUAGUUGUUAGCGGAGUAAUCUCCUGCCUCUGUUCUCCUCGUCCUUGUUAAUUCAAGUCACCAACUUGAAGGAGUCAUUGAGCCUCUAAUAAUCUCUCAUAUUGCAGUAAUGAUCAAGCAAUUCUCUUGCACUAAGUGUAGUGAAGUUCUGGCCCCAUACAGGACCCCAGCCCACUCAUCGGCUCUCACUGCAGCACCCUUUAAUGUAAUGGGGGGCCAGUCAAGCAGAAAAGGAGGUGUCCAUUUCUGCUUGACUGGAUCUCCUCCACAGAAUCACUAACUACUUAUUACUUUGACUCUGGCAAGUCAGAGCGCAUACUCCAGCUUGAAGAGUCAUUUAGAAUGAUGUAGUAAUUAACCCAUUUUUAAUCGUCAUACACGCGGGUGAUGGAGAUUGAUUUUUAACUUUCCCUUUGAUUUGACUUUUUUUUUUUUUAAUGAGACAAACUAAGUCUUUAAGUGUUCCCCAUGUCACUGUGAUAUUCUUCCUUAGAGUACUUUCAAGUCACUGAAUCUGUAUUUAUAUUGCUUCAAAAGUGGCCUGUAAGUGUUGUUUUUAUUGCAGCUGAAAGUUUCAAAUAAAAUUAUUUAGUAAUUCCA